GCUCCAGCACUGGGUCAGAACGGGGUGAAGUUUGAGACCAAGUUGAAUUUUGUGCUUUCCGCUGGGGAGUAGGGCUUGGGCUGUUGGCUGGGCUCAGGCUCUGUAGAUCAGGGGUGUUUGCAGAAGACCCCCCUCAGAGCAGGGGGCCCCCUCCUGGCAGUGAAAGAGGCCAGAGCACGUUGUCUUCUCCCUCGAGUGGGCAUCCUGCCUGCCGGGGCUUUGUCAGGCAGAGGCACAGGGGAGUAUAGGCUGCUCCAAAAAUAGAAGAGUGAUCCGAUCCGGCAGCCCCCGGGCUCCCACUGCGGGCUGCCCCCCGCCGUCUCAGGGCCAGCGCGGACUUGGCUGGGGCUGGCACGUGUGCCUCGUCAUGCUGCCGAAUGUCACGCUGCCUGUCAGAGCGUGGGCCCUGCCUGCAAGUUUCCUUCCUGGUCUCCAGCUUCGGGUAAUAGCUCUGGUCUUCCUGAUCCUUCUCAGAUCUGGUUCUUUUCUCGAGCCGCCACCCUCACAGCUCGGACUGACCGGAGGUGAUGCGUUUGCACAGGCGGCCUACAUCUGUGCCCCUGGGUACCCCUGCCUGGGAUUGUACGCUCUUGGCUCCGAGCGGGGUGGAAAUAAACGUGAGGCAGCAGGUGUCUGUUUUUGUCCUUUAUUAAAGCUGCGGUGAUGGUUGGAAGGAACUGGGGGAGGAAGGUCUGACUGCCGUGCCCAAGAUAAAUGUGUUGGUAGACUAUGAAACUGUCUCUCUGAGCGUCAGUAAAUUUGGGAAAUUCCCACAGUCUGCUUACAGAAAUGAAAUUCUGAAAUGCUUUAAAGCCCUUCCGAAGAAAAGGCAGCAGCAGAAGGAAUGCUGGAAGGGCCACAAAUACCAGUUAAUUAGGCCAGUUAACGGACUUUACAAAAGAUGUUUUUCGGGGCACCUGGCUGGCUCAGUCAGUAGAGCGUGCAACUCUUGAUCUUGGGGUCGGGAGUUGGAGCCCCACGUUGGGCCUAGAGAUUACUUUUUAAAAAAGGAAUUUGCAAUUAGGACUUCCUAAAGUAAUGGUUAUUAACCUUUUAUCUGGAUCAAGAAUCUAAGGAGAACUCUGAAGCCUGUCCAUAAAGACGUAUGCGCACACUCCUUACGUUGGUGCACAGCACUGACAUGAAAAAGCCCCGCCCUGGGGAACUAGGCUGGCAUAGAGUAAGUCACACCCCUGCCAUCAAGGGCUGGCUGGCUAAAAGGGCUCGGCCCCCCUCUCCAGGCCCAGAGGGUGUUUGGACAAAUGCUGAGCGCUCAGGUUUGCCUGUGAGAAGGCCUAGGUCACCGUGCCGCCCACUCUGGGUGCUGGCGGUCACCGUGCCCUGUACAAGGUAGCCGUGAGUGGUGAGCCACCUGAGCCCGCACAGGGUGCCAUCCUGCGGUGGCCCACUUCCCCUGCCCAGGAGCACAUGUUUCAGGAUUCCGAAACAACCUUGGAUUGUUUGGGGGAUCAUCACUCUCCCCUUUUUGGUAGCUUUUGUGCCCAGAGCUGUGUCUGAUUUCACCUGUUCUCACGGCAGCUGUCCGUCACCCUCUGGGUUUCGCCCUUCUAGAGAUGACACCUCCCUUUGGCACUUCUUAGCCAUCCAUUGUAGACUUUCCUUUGUCUUCAGGUCUGUAGUCUCCUCCUUAGCCUUAUAGCAGGAAAGAUGGAAACUAACACUGAACACUUCCCAUGUAUGAGGCACUGUUCUGAGUGCUUUGUGUAGUAGCUAAUUUAACUCUCACAAAGUAGGUGAUGAUAUUAUUUCCAUUUUGCAGAUGGGAGAACUGGGACAUGAGCUAGAUAUUUUACCCAGCACCCAGAGCCUACACCCUAAUAUCAAAGAAUUCCUUCAGCAGAAUCCAGGAGACCUUACGCCUAAACAGCUCAGUCCCCACCCCCCGCUGCCAUUUUCCCAUAUCCCACUAUUUCAAAAACAGAAUUUUAUGCUGCGAAUGCAUUUCUUUUAUGUCAGAGGUAAUAAACCCUUGCAUAAUUAAUUCAUUCCAUUGUUUAUUGAAUGUUUACCAUAUAUCAAUGUCCUAUAUAAAUUCUUUCCUUGAAUUCUGACAGCCCUCUGAGGUAGCUGCUACUGUUCUCUCCAUUUUUAUGGAUGUGGCAACUAAGACUUAAAGAGGUUAGGUACUUUACCCAAAGUUACUGAGUUAGAAAGACACAGCCAGGGAUCAAACUCUAGAUUUUCUGCCUAUCACAGUGUAGGCUCUUUGCAUUAAGGGGGCCUACCUCCUAGGGCGCCUGGGUGUCUCAGUUGAUUAAGCGUCGGACUUCAGCUCAGGUCAUGAUCUCGAGGUCCGUGGGUUCGAGCCCCAUGUCAGGCUCUGUGCUGACAGCUGGGAGCCUGGAGCCUGCUUUGGAUUCUGUGUCGUCUUCUCUCUCUGCCCCCUCCCCUGCUCACACUCUGUCUCUCUCUGCCUCUCAAAAAUGAAUAAAUGUUAAAAAAAAAAAAAAAAAAAAGAAGAGUCUACCUUCUUAUAUCACAGGAUUUCUCUACUUUGACGCUGUUGAUGUUUGGGGCUGGAUAGUUAUUAUGGUGGGCUGUCCUGUGCAUUGUGGGGUGUCUCCAGCACCCACUAAAUGUCAGUAGCAACUCCUCCCACACCCUCAAACCCCUGCGGCAAGUGGAGACAAUAAGAAACGUCUGUUGUUGCCAAACGUCCCCUGGGAUGGAGAGCUGUUACAUUCGGAGGGAGACUGUGUUCGGCUUGUUUUGCUCAGCCUGCAGCCCGCCCACUUCCCCUAAUUCUGUAGCUCCUCCUCCAGGAUCGGAGGCCCCCCAGCCUGCGUGAACACGUUCAUGGCUCAGGGACUGCGUGCCUGUGUUUCCCUCCAGGGCUGUGGUGGAGGCCGUGCAUCGACUUGACCUCAUCCUUUGCAACAAAACCGCUUAUCAAGAAGUGUUCAAACCAGAGAACAUUAGCCUGAGGAACAAGCUGCGUGAGCUCUGUGUCAAGCUCAUGUUCCUGCACCCGGUGGACUAUGGGAGGAAGGCUGAGGAGCUGCUGUGGAGAAAGGUGUACUAUGAAGUUAUUCAGCUUAUCAAGACUAACAAAAAGCACAUCCACAGCCGCAGCACCUUGGAAUGUGCCUACAGGACACAUCUGGUGGCUGGGAUUGGCUUCUACCAGCACCUGCUUCUCUACAUCCAGUCCCACUACCAGCUGGAGCUUCAGUGCUGCAUCGACUGGACCCACGUCACCGACCCCCUCAUAGGAUGCAAGAAGCCAGUAUCUGCCUCUGGGAAGGAGAUGGACUGGGCACAGAUGGCGUGCCACCGGUGUCUCAUGUACCUGGGGGAUUUGUCACGGUAUCAGAAUGAAUUAGCUGGCGUAGACACCGAGCUGCUAGCUGAGAGAUUUUACUAUCAAGCCCUGUCAGUAGCCCCCCAGAUUGGAAUGCCCUUCAACCAGCUGGGCACGCUCGCGGGCAGCAAGUACUACAACGUGGAAGCUAUGUACUGCUACCUCCGCUGCAUCCAGUCGGAGGUGUCCUUUGAGGGGGCCUACGGGAAUCUCAAGCGGUUGUAUGACAAGGCUGCCAAAAUGUACCACCAGCUAAAGAAGUGUGAGACUCGGAAACUCUCCCCCAGCAGGAAGCGAUGUAAAGACAUUAAGAGGUUGCUGGUGAACUUCAUGUACCUGCAAAGCCUCCUGCAGCCCAGAAGCAGCCCGGUGGACGCGGAGCUCACGUCCCUCUGCCAGUCAGUCCUGGAGGACUUCAACCUAUGCCUCUUCUACCUGCCUUCCUCACCCACCCUCAGCCUGGCCAGCGAGGGCGAGGAGGACUACGAGGGCGGCUACGCUUUCCUCCCGGACCUUCUCAUCUUCCAGAUGCUCAUCGUCUGUCUCAUGGGUGUGCACAGCUUGAAGAGAGCAGGAUCCAAGCAGUACAGCGCGGCCAUCGCCUUCACCCUGGCCCUCUUCUCCCACCUCGUCAAUCACGUCAACAUACGGCUACAGGCUGAGCUGGAGGAGGGCGAGAACCCCGUGCCGGCGUUCCAGAGUGAUGGCACAGAUGAGCCCUUGGAGAAGGAGGAGGCGCCAGGCCCUGAGCCCCCUCCCGCAGCACCUCAAGCUGGUGAGGUCAGAAAGAGCCGGAAGUUCUCCCGCCUCUCCUGCCUCCGCCGCCGUCGCCAUCCACCCAGAGCUGGGGAUGACAGUGACCUGAGUGAAGGUUUUGAGUCGGACUCCAGCCAUGACUCGGCCAGGGCCAGCGAGGGCUCGGACAGUGGCUCCGACAAGAGUCUGGAAGGUGGGGGAACGGCCUUUGAUGCGGAGACAGACUCGGAAAUGAACAGCCAAGAGUCCCGAUCAGACCUGGAAGAUAUUGAGGAUGAGGAGGGGACACGGUCCCCAGCCCUGGAGCCCCCUCGGCCCAGGUCAGAGGCUCCCGAGUCUCUCAAUGGCCCACUGGGCCCCAGCGAGGCCAGCAUUGCCAGCAAUCUACAAGCCAUGUCCACCCAGAUGUUCCAGACCAAGCGCUGCUUCCGACUGGCCCCCACCUUCAGCAACCUGCUCCUCCAGCCCCCUGCCGAAGCCCCCACCGCGGCCAGCCGCAGGCCCUGUGUCAACGGAGAUGCGGACAAGCCCUCGGAGCCAGCCUCUGACGACGGCUCCGAGUCGGAGGGCAGCGAGUCCAGCGGGCGCUCCUGUCGGAACGAGCGCAGUGUCCAGGAGAAGCUGCAGGUGCUGGCGGCUGAAGGCCUGCUUCCUGCGGUCAAGGUCUUCCUGGACUGGCUGCGGGCCAACCCGGAGCUCAUCGUCGUGUGUGCACAGAGCUCUCAGAGCCUGUGGAAUCGCCUGUCUGUGUUGCUGAACCUGUUGCCAGCUGCCGGUGAACUCCAGGAGUCUGGCCUGGCCCUGUGUCCCGAGGUCCAGGACCUUCUCGAAGGUGGUGAACUGCCUGACCUGCCCUCUAGCCUGCUGCUCCCAGAGGACACGGCCCUUCGUAACCUGCCUCCCCUCCGGGCCGCCCAUAGACGCUUUAACUUUGACACAGAUCGGCCCCUGCUCAGCGCCUUAGAAGAGUCGGUCGUGCGCAUCUGCUGCAUCCGCAGCUUUGGCCACUUCGUCGCCCGCCUGCAAGGCAGCAUCCUGCAGUUCAGCGCGGAGGCCGGCAUCUUCGUCAGCAUCGCCCAGUCUGAGCAGGAGGGCGUGUUGCCGCAGGCCCAGGCCCAGAUCCGCAUGGCUCAGGAGGAAGCGCGUCGGAACAGGCUGAUGCGGGACAUGGCCCAGCUACGACUCCAGCUCGAGGUCUCUCAGCUAGAAGGGAGCCUGCAGCAGCCCAAGGCCCAGUCGGCAAUGUCUCCCUACCUCGUCCCCGACACCCAGGCCCUCUGCCACCACCUCCCGGUUAUCCGCCAGCUGGCCACCAGUGGCCGCUUCAUUGUCAUCAUCCCGAGGACAGUGAUCGACGGCCUGGAUUUGCUGAAGAAGGAACACCCAGGGGCCCGGGAUGGGAUCCGAUACCUGGAGGCAGAGUUUAAAAAAGGAAACAGGUAUAUUCGCUGCCAGAAAGAGGUGGGAAAGAGCUUCGAGAGGCACAAGCUGAAGAGGCAGGAUGCGGAUGCCUGGACCCUCUAUAAGAUCCUGGACAGCUGCAAACAGCUGACCCUGGCCCAGGGGGCAGGUGAGGAGGAUCCAAGCGGCAUGGUGACCAUUGUCACGGGCCUCCCACUGGAUGACCCCAGUGCGCUGUCAGGCCCUAUGCAGGCAGCCCUGCAGGCCGCUGCACACGCCAGUGUGGACAUCAAGAAUGUUCUGGAUUUCUACAAGCAGUGGAAGGAGAUUGGUUGAGAUGGACCCCCAGGCCCUGCAGUGGGGCUGACUCCAGAUCUCUCCUGCCCUCCCUGGCAGCCAGGACCGCCACCUGUAGUCACCCCACCACACACAGACUUCACUCACGCACGCACGCAGAAAGGAGGCCACAGGGAGGGCCCGGGAGCCGCAGGGAGGGCCCGGAGCCGGCCGGGAGGGCGGGUCCCCUUGUUGUCAAGACGUCAGGAAAGCAAGGGAAGUGCUUGGAGCAGGAGAGGCCUGUGGGCCCCCAGCCCGCCCUUCUGCCUCGGCCCCCUGCUGUCCCUGGGGGCAGGCGGCAGGCACGGGCGUCUGUGUUCCACGGGAGUGGUCUGUGGACCUCCGAGGGGGAGGGGCGGCAGGGCCCCUCUUCCUCACGGUGCAGGGUGGUCGGGGCCGGGGCGGACCCUCCGGCACUGGGGGAAGAAUUGGGUAACACCAGACAUCUGACUGGUUCUGUGCGGACCCUUUCCUCCUCAAGGACCUCCCGUUCUCCCUCUGCGCAGGCUGGGCAGCUCUGGAGCCUUGGGGACUCUUCGAGAAGAGGGGCCUGGAGCUGCCCGCACCGUUAGCAGAGCCAGGGCUUGCGACCCUCCUGCCGCCGCAGGGGCCCGCCCACCCGGUUGCCCCGCGUCUGCUUUCUCUCCAUCUGUCCGGUUCCAGGGCAGGGAGCAGGCCCGUGUGCCAGUGAGGGCUCCUGGGCCCGCCCGCCCAGUGGGCGUGUGCGGGGCCGAGUGGGAUGCCAGUACGAGGAGGGGGUGCGGUGUGAGGCCGCCGGCCCCCUUACUGUCUUGGCGAGGCCCUUAAAGCUGCCCGGCCAGGGGCCCGCUGUCCUGGAGGGGCUGAGCUGGGGCUCUCGGGGCCAGUGGCAGGUGAAGUGGGGGCUGAGAUCACGAGGAGCUCAGGGCGGCGGGUGGAGCAUCGAGUGCAGGUUGUGGGGGGGCCCCGGCCGGGACCCCCUAGGGUCCCUUUCCCUGGGGCUGGCCAAGGGGGCCUGGGGGUCUUGGCUCUGUUGCCGCCUCCCCCAGCACUAGCCUCUCCUCCCAGGCUGUUCUCAGAGGAAAGCGGGUUUCUUGUCUCCUUCCUCUAAGACCACGUGUCUGGGACAACCAGGGGGAGUGGGGUCACCCCCAUUCCCAGUCCCUGGCAGAGACUGAGACUAAGGCAUCACUUAAUAAAGACCCCUCGAAGCCCA
Molecule: messenger RNA, 7010 nt
Organism: Panthera uncia (snow leopard)
Lineage: Eukaryota; Metazoa; Chordata; Mammalia; Carnivora; Felidae
Gene: SMG5
Product: SMG5 nonsense mediated mRNA decay factor
Exons: 21
Coding region: 2978-5815 (945 amino acids)
Biological process (GO): nuclear-transcribed mRNA catabolic process, nonsense-mediated decay
Cellular component (GO): telomerase holoenzyme complex
Molecular function (GO): telomerase RNA binding; telomeric repeat DNA binding; protein binding
Source: RefSeq, a predicted model, not a curated record